GAAUAGUGGGUGGUGCAUAUAUUCUUCAAUCAAUAACUGGGUUCUAUUCUUGAAAGAAGAUGAAGAUACUAAACCUGAACAGACACAUGGUGUAGUAGUAGUAGUUGAUUCGGUUAUCCAAAAACAAGAGGAUGUUGCGUUUGAGGAGAAAAAGUGUUGAAAAACGAAACUCUCGUGGUGAUAUAGUGAGGAAAGAAGAAGUGGUUACGCUCACCAAAAAAUUCCAUGCUUCAAACAAAGCACAAGAGAAAAUACCAGACUGGAAACCCACAAGUAAAGGUGUUCCCUUGUCCAACCCUCAUAGACAAUGCCUUCCUCAAGGUGGCUCUACUAAGCCAAAUGUAAAGUAUUCUGACACGGAGGGUUCAGAUGCAGAGGGUAGUGAAGUUGAAGACGAAGAGGGUAGUGAUGCUGAAGAUACAAAUUCCAAGGAAUCAGAAGCUGAGGACAAUAAUUCUGAUGAAUCAGAAGACAAUAAUUCUGAGGAAUCUGAGGUUGACGAGGAAACAAAUUCCGAGGAAUCAGAAGCUGAAGAUAACAAUUCUGAGAAAUCUGGAACUGAGGAUAUAAAUUCUGAGGAAUCAUCAGAAGCUGAGGAGGAUUCAGAUGAAGAGCCACCAAGGCGACUCAUUGAUCUGCCUAAUCCAUCUACGAGGAGGCGACUCAUUGAUAUGCCUAAUCCGUCUACAAGGAGGCACCUCACAGAUAUCGAUCAAGGUGUUCUUAAUUCGUUUAAGGGGUGGCGUCUCAUUGAUAUCGAUCGACUCAACCGACUCGAUCACGAUUCGUCUAUGAAGAUGCGUCUCAUCGAUAUUGAUCGACUCAAUCAGAAUUCGUCAAUGAAGAUGCGUCUCAUUGAUAUCGAUCGACUCGAUCGCAAUUCCUCUGUCAGAAAGGCACCUGGUAGAUUUUGAUCGAAGCAUACGUAAAUUGUCUUGGGGAGAGACAAGACUCAAGAAAUGGUUAUGACCUAGCCAAGGAGAAUUUCUCUUCAUGUUGAUACGUAGCCAUAAACUGCAAUCAAUGGCACUGGCUUAAUUAUAAUAAAAUGCAAACUCAAGUUCAAGAACUUCGCAAGCUUAUAAGCAGUCUCUUAUAUAAUUCAAGGUUUUAAUGUUGUUUGCUAAAUGUCUAUCGACCAAGUUUGGAUAGUUGUUUGUUAGAUUAUGUGGUACAAUUAUAAGUGUGUGCUUCUAUGUAUGACUAUUAUAUUACCCUGAAUAGCUUCUGUGAGUGUUCUUUGUCUACAUGCAUGUGACUCAGCC
This is a messenger RNA of Vigna unguiculata (cowpea), 1265 nucleotides long. RefSeq lists its product as uncharacterized. The record is from RefSeq and is a predicted model, not a curated record. Lineage: Eukaryota; Viridiplantae; Streptophyta; Magnoliopsida; Fabales; Fabaceae.